This is a messenger RNA of Orussus abietinus, 4641 nucleotides long. RefSeq names its product potassium channel subfamily T member 2 (gene SLO2). Gene Ontology annotation, molecular function: intracellular sodium-activated potassium channel activity. Lineage: Eukaryota; Metazoa; Arthropoda; Insecta; Hymenoptera; Orussidae. The record is from RefSeq and is a predicted model, not a curated record. Bases 1 to 4641 code for a protein of 1546 amino acids. Gene Ontology annotation, biological process: potassium ion transport. The transcript has 23 exons. Gene Ontology annotation, cellular component: membrane.
AUGUCGGUCUUCUUCUUCCGGCUGCACAACCUGCGCCGCCAGGCGGAGGAGGCUCGCAAGAAGAGGGGCAGGAGGGGCACCGGACAGGGCCCAGGGGGGCAGCGAGGGACCAAUUGCGCCGGGGACCAAUCGCAGCCCACAGCUGGAUCCAUGAGAACCACUUGCCACAAAGUGCACAGGGGGCCCAGCAAGCUCUUCGAGCGGACCCCGCUUCAGCCUAGCGAUUCUCUCGAUGAGAUUGCCUUUCGCAUACCGAGAGUCCGCGUCGAGUACUACGUCAACGAGAACACGUUCAAGGAGCGACUGCAGCUCUACUUCAUCAAGAACCAGCGCUCGAGUUUAAGGAUACGACUCGCCAACCUCUUCUUCAAGCUGCUGACAUGCUUUCUGUACAUAUUCAGAGUGGUCACGGACAGCGACCCCACGUUCGCGGCAUGCUACGGUUGCACGCCAGGGAACAAAACGGAGUUCCUGGCAUCGCAGAAUCUUACAGAGGAGGAGUUCCAGGAGCACCCGACCAUCAAUUGGGACGCCAUCCUGUGGGUGAGGAGACCCCUGGAGCUAUGGGUGGUCCAGGUGAUCCUGGCUAUGGUGUCCCUGACGGAAGCCCUGCUCCUGGCGUACCUUGGAUACAAGGGCAACGUCUGGCAGCAGCUUCUGUCCUUCCACUUCAUCCUCGAGCUGGUCAACACGAUCCCCUUCACGAUCACGCUGCUCUACCCACCCAUGAGGAACCUCUUCAUCCCGGUCUUCUUGAACUGCUGGCUGGCGAAGCACUCCCUGGAGAACAUGUUCAACGACUUGCACAGGGCGAUGCAAAGAUCGCAGUCGGCCCUGAGCCAACAGCUGAUGAUCCUCAGCGCGACGUUACUGUGCCUUGUCUUCACCAGCGUCUGCGGGAUCCAGCACUUCCAGCGAGCCGGGCACAGACACCUCAACCUCUUCCAGAGCACCUACUACGUCGUGGUGACCUUCUCGACGGUGGGCUACGGUGACUUCGUACCCGACAUUUGGCCAUCCCAGUUGUACAUGGUCAUCAUGAUCUGCGUGGCGCUCAUAGUGCUGCCGACCCAGUUCGAGCAGCUGGCUUUUACGUGGAUGGAGCGCCAAAAACUAGGAGGGUCCUACUCGUCUCAUAGAGCCCAGAGCGAGAAGCACGUCGUGGUCUGCAGCACGACUCUUCAGGCAGACACCAUAAUGGACUUCUUGAACGAGUUCUACGCCCAUCCCCUGUUGCAAGAUUAUUACGUCGUCCUAUUGUCGCCGAUGGAGUUGGACACGACCAUGAGGAUGAUCCUGCAGGUGCCGAUCUGGGCCCAGCGGGUGAUUUACAUCCAGGGGUCCUGCCUGAAGGACGGCGACCUGGCCAGGGCCAGGAUGAACGAGGCCGAGGCCUGCUUCGUCCUGGCGGCUCGAAAUUAUGCCGACAAAACUGCCGCUGACGAGCACACCAUCUUGAGGUCCUGGGCGGUAAAGGACUUCGCCCCCAGCGUUCCCCAGUACGUGCAGAUCUUCCGCCCAGAAAAUAAGCUCCACGUGAAAUUCGCCGAGCACGUCGUCUGCGAGGACGAGUUCAAGUACGCCCUGCUGGCGAACAACUGCACCUGUCCAGGUGCAUCGACCCUGGUGACCCUGUUGUUGCACACCUCCAGGGGACAGGAGGGUCAGCAGUCUCAGGAAGAGUGGCACCGGCUCUACGGCAAGUGUUCCGGGAACGAGAUCUACCACAUCAUCCUGGGCGACUCCAGGUUCUUCGGGGAGUACGAGGGCAAGUCCUUCACCUACGCGUCCUUCCAUAGCCACCGGAAGUACGGGGUGGCUUUGGUAGCAGUCCGGCCAGCGGAGUUACCGGAGUUCUACGAGGACACCAUCCUGCUGAACCCUGGUCCUCGCCACGUGAUGAAGAAGACCGACACCUGCUACUACAUGAGCAUCACCAAGGAGGAGAACUCGGCGUUUGUGGUGGCCAAUCAGCAGGGCUCGGCCGCAGAGCCGACCCAGGUGUUGGUGGAGACGAAGAGCGACUCCGGGGGUGCUGGGACCACCGGGACCAGCGGGCCCCCGGGGCCUCCUGGGACCACCACCACCACCACCACCACCUUGACCACGAUCGGUACCUCGGGUGGCAAUGGUACAGCGGUCGGCUACGGUGCGGAGGCGCACCGCCGGUUUUGCGACAGCCUUGCGACUAACACCAUGCCCGAAACACCACCUAGGCCCGAAACCUGCACGGGGACCUUGGUGCAGGGUCGCGCCCCCCAAGGGCCGGGCCCUGGGGCCCCGACGCCGCCCCAGGUCAUCCUGCAGGUCCCCCCUUACACGCCCACACUCCAACACCACCACAACCUACUCGCGUCCGAUGUCCACCCGACCUACCUCGAUCCCGGAGGACUGGGGGACUCCAGACAGUGCCUGAAGGAUGGCGCAGGGUCCACUCCUCAGACCCCGGUCACUGGGAACCACCUGGACGUCCCACGGUCCAUGGAGCCCAACCCUAAUCUCCUCAGUCCGGAGAUCAUCAUGCAGAGGAGAGGUAGCAGACGUCCCAGCAUCCUGCCGGUUCCGGACAUGCUGACGAGCUCGACCCUCCACCUACCCGGCCAGGAGUCGCUGGACCAUGACGGCGACGAGUCCGAGGACGAGAUGGACGACGACGUGCCUUGGAGGUCGCCCAGUGAGAAGAUCGCGAUCGUGAAGGGGUUCCCACCGGUGUCGCCGUUCAUCGGAGUGUCGCCCACCCUGUGUUACCUGUUGAAGGAGAAGAAGCCCCUGUGCUGUCUCCAGCUGGCCCAGGUCUGCGAGCACUGUAGCUACAGGAACGCCAAGGAGUACAACUGGCAGAACAAGACCAUCAUCCUGGCAGCAGAUUACGCCAGCAAUGGGAUCUACAACUUCAUCAUCCCCCUCAGAGCCCACUUCAGGUCGAAGACGUCCUUGAAUCCCAUAAUCCUGCUCCUGGAGAGGAGACCGGAAAUCGCGUUCCUGGAUGCCGUCUCCUAUUUCCCCUUGGUCUAUUGGAUGCUGGGGUCGAUCGACUGCCUCGACGACCUCCUUCGAGCUGGGAUCACCCUGGCUGAGAACGUGGUGGUCGUCAACAAGGAGCUCAGCAAUUCUGCCGAAGAGGACACCCUAGCGGAUUGCAACACCAUCGUGGCCGUGCAAACCAUGUUCAAAUUCUUUCCGAGCAUAAAGAGCAUUACGGAGUUGUCGCAGUCUAGCAACAUGAGGUUCAUGCAAUUUCGGGCGCACGACAAGUAUGCUCUGCAUCUCAGCAAAAUGGAAAAGAGAGAAAAGGAGAGGGGCUCGCACAUAUCCUAUAUGUUUCGCCUGCCAUUCGCGGCAGGCAGCGUCUUCAGCGCGUCCAUGUUGGACACGCUGCUCUAUCAAGCCUUCGUCAAGGACUACGUGAUAACGUUCGUCAGACUCCUUCUGGGAGUGGACCAGGCCCCGGGUUCGGGAUUCCUAACAUCGAUGCGGAUCAUGAAGGAGGACAUGUGGAUCAGGACGUACGGGAGGCUGUACCAGAAGCUGUGCUCGACGACCUGCGAGAUCCCCAUCGGGAUCUACAGGACGCAGGACACCACGGUGACCGACAAUACUCACGGUGACUCGGACGCGGAAAGCGACGGUGGCGUCGGUGUGACGUACAAGGUGCGUCGCUCUGCGGCGACGUCUUGCCUAGCUAAUUGCGCCGCCCGCGACAGGGGCGCCUCAGCCUACUCGGUGAGCCUGGGGGACGAGGCCCGGGACAACCACGCCCAGCAGAUCGAGCGCGCCGAGAUAGCGAACCUGGUGCGCUCCCGGAUGGAGUCCCUGAACCUGCCGAUAGCGGACUACGACGACGUCUCCGAGAAGAGGAGCUCCCUGUCGUACGUGAUAAUCAACCCGAGCUGCGACCUGAAAUUGGAGGAGGGGGACAUCGUGUACCUGGUGAGGCCGAGUCCGUUUUCCGCGCAGAAGACGUUCGAGAGGCACAACUCGCGGCGGAAGAGCAACAUCAGCUUCUGCUCGGCGCAGCUGGUGGCGCAGAUGAGCGCAGCUGUGGCGGCCGCAGGGAUCGGGGGCCCGGGGGCGGGGGCCCCAGGGGCACAGGGGCCCCAGGGGGCCCCGGGUGGCGCGUCGAGCCGGAGGGGCUCGGGCAUCGGCGCGGCCAGGGCCCCACCCCUGGGGACCGCCAAGUCGAACUCGCUCUCCCUGCCCGACAGUCCCACCGUGGCCGGCGCCCUCAGGGGUCGGUCCAACUCCCUUAGGGUGGUCGACGACAUCCUGCUGAGGCGCAGCAACUCGCUCCGCCAGGGCCUCCACAGUGCGGCGGCGCGCCGGAAGAGCAGCCUGGAGGACAUCGGCCUGGGGGCGCUGUCGCACCCGUCGAACCACAACCCCAUCAAGAUCGCCUUGAACGGGUCGAUUGGAUUGGAGGUGACGCCCCCUGAGGAGGGGACGAGUCCAGGGGCAGGGGGGGCCAGCAACACCGGGAUCCUGGACGUGGGCCUGCCGUCCAUGCCCGUGCUGGGCGCGGGCCUGGGGGGCUCCCUGGGGGGCCUGUACGACCCGCCCCCCGUGCAGAGCCCUCUCGGGCCUCAGCCAUCCUCCCAGUCCGGCACCCAGGAGCCCCAACACAUCCAGGGGACGAUCGUAUGA